AUGACACCAGGAACUCCAGACCAUGCAACAAGCCCCACUAGCAGCGUUACUCCUCGCCUCUCUACUCGGAAACACCCCCUUGAGGAUGCUUACGAUGGCUCGGACAACCGCCGCAAAGAUCCAAAAGUCAGCCGCGCCUGCGACUCCUGUAAGGUCAAGAAGAUUCGAUGCUCAGGCACAGCCCCAUGUGAACACUGCAACAGGAGGCGCUUGAUAUGUACCUAUGCCAGCAAAUAUUCGCGUGGUCGACCUCCUACACCUCCACCCCUAUCCACAUCCAGAGAGCAAGAAACUGCCUGCACUGGCCAAAGAUCAAAUGCGCAACAUACGGGUUCCAGAAGUACCUCCAAUAUCAGUGAAAAUAUACAAAUCAACGAACGACCUCAGGUUAACAUCGCCGAAGAGGCCAGUGGUCCUUCGGUGAACGUCGGAGAUGGUGCUCCAUCACGCGCAUCACCGGAGCUAGUGAUCGAGGGACAGUAUGUCGAUCCAACGUCUGGCCUCACAUCUUUCCAUCAAGCAUGGCGCAAGAUUUCUAUGCAAAAGGGAGACAUUCAAUCCCCAAGGUCGAGUGAGGCAGAGAUGAAUCAGCCCUUAGUUUCCGCUGGAGACCGACCUUUCUACCAAGACGCGCAUAGUUCGGAUCCGUUUCCCGAUGCUCUCACGGCGCGCCGCUUACUGAAUUUUUACUUCGAGUCCUGUGUUGUUACCUAUCGAGUAUUCCACCAACAAACCGUGGAAAGCUGGCUAGAUACUAUCUUGGACAAUCGGCGAGCAAAUCGCCCAAUAACGCAUACCAUCAAGAAUGCUAAAUAUAGCAUUAUUUUGACGAUUCUGGCAAUCGCACGCUUUCGCAUUUCAAAGGUUGAACGGAAGUUUCCUAACAACGACGAGGCGUCAGCUCUCCAGGAAACUGACCCCUUAUUUUGCGCGGCGAUGCAUCUUACCGAUACAGAGAAGGGAUUUCCGCGGUUGGAGUCAGCCCAGGCCAGACUAAUCCAAGUGCUAUAUCUCCUCCAGACAUCUCGAGUGAAUCGGGCUUGGUAUGUAUUCGGUAACGUCUAUCAGAUUGUCUCGUCGCUGGGCCUCCAUAGGCGGCGCUCAAGGAAACAAAACAUUCCCUCAAAUGGUCCUUCGAAUUAUGUCAAGGCCCAAUGCGCCAAGCGUGUCUUCUGGGUCACAUAUACCAUCGAUAAGUAUCUUAGCGUGGUGAUGGGCCGGCCACAGCUUCUGCACGAUGAUGACAUCGACCAAGACUUUCCAGACAGCGUUAACGACGAGGACAUUGGGCCUGAUGGUCUCCUAAGCGUAGAGGAUCCUGAGGAUUGUCACGUAGAUGCUCUUAUCUUUCAUGCAAAGAUCGCGCAUAUCAUCGGUCGCACAUCACGUCAAGUGUACUCAGUUGGUAGUUCAGUUGGUGAGAGCCGAAAGGCGGCUGCAUAUCGUAUUGUUCACGAGCUUCACGUUUGGCGGGCCAACCUCCCCUUACACCUGGGCACGAUCAAGCCCUCUACGCUAAUACCAAGCUUCCGAAGAGAGGCCACAGCACUUCAACUCGCUUAUUCCCAUGCACUCAUACAUGUAAAUCGGCCUUUUUUACUCGGCGAUGUAGUUAGUUCUGAUGACGAUCCCGAGGCAAAAGAUCGAAUAGCCGAAUGUAUCUCCGCUGCGAAAGCGGUUUUAGAACUAGUCAACACAAUGGCGAAAGACACAAACCUGCUCCAUUCCUUUUGGUGGACCCAUUAUGUGACCUUUUGCGCACUCGCCGUGGUAUAUAUUUGGAACAUACAGUGCAAGGCACGCAAUGGUCAACAGCCUGAGAAUGAAUCAUCGUACGUCAAGCUCUUUGACCUCGCUGAGAAGUGUCGGGCUCAAUUAGCUUGGACUGGCUCGCCAGCAUCACCUGGGCGAAAGUACGCGGCGAUUUUGGAGGAGCUACGCCUGGAGGCCCAACGCGAGACAAUCAAUAACACGCAUACUGAUUCCGGACAAAGAACGGUUCAAGGUUCAGGACAUGACAAUUCUCAGCUCAAUAUCUUCGAUAGUUCCGAGCUAGCUGAAGCACCCUUUGAAAGUAUAGCCUCGACAGAUAAAUCUGUGAAUCCUGUUCCUAGCAUGCUGGACGCAUGGCAAGCUGUCGACUGGUUGGACCUAGAUGCUUCUGCUUUCUACUCAGCUCUAGAUGAUCUAGGAAUCUCACCAACGUGGUAA
Molecule: messenger RNA, 2211 nt
Organism: Aspergillus caelatus
Lineage: Eukaryota; Fungi; Ascomycota; Eurotiomycetes; Eurotiales; Aspergillaceae
Product: transcription factor domain-containing protein
Exons: 3
Coding region: 1-2211 (736 amino acids)
Biological process (GO): DNA-templated transcription; positive regulation of transcription by RNA polymerase II
Cellular component (GO): nucleus
Molecular function (GO): sequence-specific DNA binding; DNA-binding transcription factor activity, RNA polymerase II-specific; zinc ion binding
Source: RefSeq, a predicted model, not a curated record